CACACCUUUCACCUUUACGGUUGAGAGGGUGUGUUUGUAAAGUAGUGUGUGUAGGUGAGGCACGCAUUGCCACUGCGCUCCCGCGGGUAUCAAGAGCAUCGAAAUGGAUAAGACAGGUGAACGGGGAGACUUUGAAUGGGUCUACAAUGAUCAGCCUCAUACUUCACGAAGAAAAGAAAUAUUAGCAAAAUACCCAGAGAUCAAGUCCCUGAUGGGGCCUGACCCCCAGUUGAAGUGGGUGGUGACAGGGAUGGUUCUCACCCAGCUUCUGGCCUGCUACAUGGUCCACGACCUCCCUUGGAAGUGGGUGUUCUUCUGGUCAUACGGCUUCGGCGGCUGCAUCAACCACUCACUGACCCUCGCCAUUCACGAUAUCUCCCACAACGUUGCGUUCGGCAACAAGCUGGCGCGCCUCAACCGCUGGUUUGCCAUAUGGGCCAACCUCCCCAUUGGACUGCCCUACUCGGCCUCGUUCAAGAAGUACCACAUCGACCACCACCGCUACCUGGGUGGCGACGGUCUAGAUGUGGACAUCCCCACGGACGCGGAGGGCUGGUUCUUUUGCACACCCCUGCGGAAGGUCCUGUGGCUCUUCCUCCAGCCAUUGUUCUACGCACUGCGCCCGCUAGUGGUGAACCCCAAGCCAGUCUCCAGACUAGAGAUGAUGAAUGCUGCUGUUCAAUUUGCAGUGAACUUUGUGAUAUUCUACCUAUGGGGGCUGAAGCCAAUUGUUUACCUCAUAGCUGGGUCCAUUUUAUGCAUGGGCCUACAUCCCAUCUCUGGACACUUCAUAGCGGAGCACUACAUGUUCCUGAAGGGCCACGAGACAUACUCCUACUACGGCUCACUGAACCGGAUCACCUUCAACGUGGGUUACCACAUGGAGCACCAUGACUUCCCCAGUAUACCUGGCAGUAAGCUGCCUCAGGUGAAGAAGAUGGCAGCAGAGUACUACGACUCCCUACCACAGCACACUUCCUGGACCCGGGUGUUGUGGGACUUUGUCUUUGAUGACAGCAUCGGUCCCUACACCAGGAUCAAGCGGGAAUAUAAGCUGGGCAAGCAGGAGUAGGUCCCACAUCAAAACCCUUUUCCCCAAUAUUCAGUGGUACUGAUUGUCAUAAUGAAACAUUGGUUUCAGACAGUGGCACUCCAGGCUCCUUUUCACCUCGUUUUAUCAUGUGAUUUACUUGACAAUAGCACACGUGGGCAGGCAAAAGACACAAUGUCAAUCAUUAGGUUUACCGUACUGUGAGUGUGCAGAACAGUGCAGAGAAUGAAACAUUAAAACUUACUUUGCAGUAAGAGGAGCUGUAUUUCAGUGAAGCUCUGUUUGAUGCUCACCACACAAAAGUUGUUUUUAAUCAAGAAAAUAAAUAGAUAAUAUUGCUAACAAUGUUUCUAGCAGAAAUGUAAUUGAAUAAAAAGUUAUGUUAUUACAUGUGUGAGGUUUCUGUGUGUAAAUAGUUCUAGCAUUACAGAUUUAUAUGUAAAAGGUAUUUCUUUACAAGAGCUAUUUUAAGAACAAAAGCACAACUUCUAUAUCAGGUUUUGUAUAGCCUACACUGUAUGUGUACAUUGUAUAUUUUUUUUACUAUUGUAACAUCUGAUGGAAAAUUAUAUAUAUUUUUUAUUGUCAUAAUAAUUGAAGAAUGCAACACACCACUCCAUACUGUAGACAGGAGACAGGUCUAUGGUUUGGUUUAAAUUAAUUUACUUUCCGAUUUUUGAAAUUUAAUUCAGAACUUAGUCAAAGUGAAUGUCACAAACGAUAUUAAAUCAUAUUUUCCCCCAAUAUUUUUUUUUCUCCUUUCAUCACAAAAAACCUUUGAAUUGAUUUAUGUAUACUUUUAAUUUAUUUUGCAACUGGCUCCAUUUUCACAUCAAAUUCAAGUUCAACCUUAAAGUAACUGUCCAGUGAAAGUCUCACUUUUAAGUUAAUAUUCUGUUAAAUCAUAUCCAAAUAAUGCUGAUGACUCAUCCUACACUCGUAUGUGGCCAAAGCAUAAAUUGGAGAAAAAAAAACCCCACGUCAAACUUGUAUCUCAAACAGAUCGAAUAAAAAAAAUGCUAUUUCCUCAUAGAGAAUGAUGUCAUCCUGCCUCAUUGGCUGAGCUGGCCAAUCAGCGGUUUAUUCGCGUGAAUCUUUUUAAUGAUCGGCAUACACCCACACCAUUCUGUUAAGAUACGCCCACACCAUUCCAACACAGAAAAGCUGUCAUUUAAGUAUUUCAUUCAUAUUGUAAUUAUAGGUCAUGUUUCAUUGAAAACUGGACAGUUACUUUAAAUAGCAAGGAGGAUAUUCACAAAAAAACAAACCACCAUUGUAAAUGUACCACCAUUUUGAAAACCCAAUUUAAAAACAAAAUGCAUGGUUAAUACACCGGACUAAACCAUAUAGACCAGGGGUGUCAAACAUACGUCCCGUGAGGGGAGAGGGGUUCCGGCCCGUGAGGGGUUCCAAUCCCGUGAGGGGUGAGGGGUUCCAAUCCCGUGAGGGGUUCCUGCUCGUGAGGGGUGAGGGGUUCCUGCUCGUGAGGGGUGAGGGGUUCCGGCCCGUGAGGGGUGGUUUGAGUAAAAACAAAAAAUAUUUUUUUUGCAUAUUUUUUUUUUUUUAAGUGGGGGGGGACUCAAUAUACAAAAAUGACCAAAUAAAACCAAGUCAAAACUGUGUAUAAAUGAUAAUGGGGGGGGGGGGGGAUUUU
Messenger RNA from Oncorhynchus kisutch (coho salmon), 2705 nucleotides. RefSeq names its product delta(4)-desaturase, sphingolipid 2 (gene degs2). The record is from RefSeq and is a predicted model, not a curated record. The coding region runs from base 104 to 1072 and encodes 322 amino acids. Gene Ontology annotation, biological process: ceramide biosynthetic process; sphinganine metabolic process. NCBI's taxonomy places the organism in Eukaryota, Metazoa, Chordata, Actinopteri, Salmoniformes, Salmonidae. Gene Ontology annotation, molecular function: sphingolipid delta-4 desaturase activity. Gene Ontology annotation, cellular component: membrane. The transcript has 3 exons.